This is a messenger RNA of Lucilia cuprina (Australian sheep blowfly), 725 nucleotides long. RefSeq names its product protein alan shepard. The record is from RefSeq and is a predicted model, not a curated record. NCBI's taxonomy places the organism in Eukaryota, Metazoa, Arthropoda, Insecta, Diptera, Calliphoridae. Gene Ontology annotation, molecular function: mRNA binding. The coding region runs from base 134 to 649 and encodes 171 amino acids. The transcript is spliced from 6 exons.
AGGAAACAUUUCUUUUGUUGUUAAUUCCUGCUAUCUUAAGAGCAUUCCGUUUAAAGAGAAUCCAAGUAAAACAACAAGAACAACUAGCAAGCCUGAUAUAAAGAGUGGGCGUGGCUGCUUAAAUUACCGAAGAAUGGCAUAUUAUCCACAGUUUAUUGUAAGAAACUUGGAAGAUUACUAUCAGUAUAUACCACAGUACGGUCAACGUGUUCCAACCGCAACAUCACCAAGCAAUACAAAUUCAAGCAGCUCAUCAAAUACUGGAUCCCAAAGUGGAACAUUAAGUACUAGUCUAAGUAAUACCAAUACAAAUACAACAAUGGGUCCUAAUAAUGGUACAACACAAAAUCAACAAGGCGAACAAUUGUCAAAAACAAAUUUAUAUAUUAGAGGUUUACAGCAAGGCACAACCGAUAAAGAUUUAGUUACUAUGUGUGCACAAUAUGGAACUAUUAUAUCCACCAAGGCUAUUUUAGAUAAAACAACAAAUAAAUGUAAAGGUUAUGGUUUUGUGGACUUUGAAUGUCCUGCAUAUGCUGAAGGAGCUGUCAAAGGACUACAGGCAAAGGGCGUUCAAGCUCAAAUGGCCAAAGUGGGUGUUUGGGUACUACAUAGGCCGGCCAUUGUACGUUUGUUUGCAUGCAAGUAAUACUCACCCCCCACCCUCACCCCUUUUUCUUUUUUUGUUUUUAGUUUUUUUUUCCUAACUCAUUUCUUGUUUUGUU